Molecule: messenger RNA, 1201 nt
Organism: Panicum hallii
Lineage: Eukaryota; Viridiplantae; Streptophyta; Magnoliopsida; Poales; Poaceae
Exons: 9
Coding region: 93-953 (286 amino acids)
Source: RefSeq, a predicted model, not a curated record
CAGGGCAUAUCGAAAAAGGCGGGAAAACUCACUUCCCGAACCUUCCAGAAGCCUCCAGAAGGGCGUCCCCCCGACCUCUCCCCCCUGCGCAGAUGGCUGCGCCGGCGUCGGCGGCGGGCAGCGAGACCCCGAAGCAGCUCCUCUCCAUCAUCCGCGACUUCGCCUCCGAGAAGUCCCACGGGGAGCGCAGGGUGUGCGACCUCAAGCGCCGCCUCGCCGACGUGCGCGCCGCGGCCGACGCGGCAGCGGCGGAGCUCGACGCCGCCAAGCGCGAGCGCGAGGCGGCGGAGCAGGAGCUCCGCGGGAGCCAGGCUCAGGCCGCGAUCGCCGCCGCGACCAUCCAGGCGCUAGAGGCGACGGUCUCGCGUCUCCAGGAGGAGAUCUCGAAGGCGGGGACUGAUCUGGACGCGAUCAAGUUCGAAUUGGAAUUGGCGGGGAUGUGCUCUCGGUGCUUGAUGAAUUUCCUCCAAAAGAGCAAGGAAGACAGUGAGAGGGACGAUUUCAUCAGCCAGAUGCAUGACAUGAACGCUAAGAUAAGGCAAUUUCAACAGAUGGUCUCUCUAGAAUUAGCAGAAUACAAUCAGUCUGAUCUGCAGUCUACAGAAGGUCAACAUGUCGGGGACAUGACUGAAACUGUGGAGUCAGAAGGCAUUUUGAAAAAUUUGACUGAUAAGGUGAGCAGGAUUGAUGCUGAGGUGCAGCUCUUGGAAGGAGCGUAUAAAAAAGAUCUGCUUGAUCAUGAUAAGGUCCGUCAGGAGCUGGCCGAUAUCCAAGCAAAUAGAGCUCUUAUGGAGGCUGUGAUGGGAGAGAGUAAGCAGCUGAAGGAGAUUGGAGGGCGGGCAGCUGAACUGGCGAAGGUGCACGCUUCACUUGUAGAGGAGCUGCAGCGCCGGUACACGAGCCCUGGCUGCGGAAUCAACAACAUGCCCGGGUUGGAGGAGGGCGCGGACUAGCGAAGGCGUUGGUCGCUGUGCUGUACAUACCCAUGUUUGGCAGAUGGGUGAAAUAGGGCUGCGGCUGCGGGUUUCCUAAAAGCUUGCGAACGAGAGGCAUAGAUCGUACAGUAGGACCCUUUGAUCAGCUGGUUAUACGAUCACAGAAAACUGGGAGUCCGGGAGUAUUUUUAAUUUUAGCAAACCGGGACCCUUUGAUCAGGGUGCUAGUUAAGUAAGAUUAAGAAACUUAAUCUUACUUCCUUCGU